AAUGUUCCUGGGGGGGAGGGGGAUGGGUGUGACUGAGAGAGAGAGGGGGGGGGGAGUGGGAGGGGGACGGAGGGAGGGGUGGGGGGAGGGGAGGGGAGGAAGAGUGGGAGGGGAGACGGAGGGGGAGGCAGAGCGGGAGGAAGAGGGAGAAGGGGGGGUGGAGAGAGAAGGGAGAUGGGGUGGUGCAUCGUUCUCAUUUCAAGUGGGCAUCGUUCUCAUUUCAAGUGGCAUGGUACAAUAGUCGCUUACUAGCUUAUAAGAAUCUAAACA
Closterium sp. NIES-67 is the source of this 270-nucleotide messenger RNA. NCBI's taxonomy places the organism in Eukaryota, Viridiplantae, Streptophyta, Zygnematophyceae, Desmidiales, Closteriaceae. The record is from the annotation of a GenBank genome assembly.